UUUCUUUUUUCAUGGCCCACCAAAGGUUUGGAUCAAAGUAAAAGUUGGGCCCUGGGAGUUUUAUGGGGUGCUGCAUCAUGUGGACUGUUCAGAUUUUGUACUCACAUCACGUAUGAUGAGUUCUCAAAAAGUUCGCACGAGUUCCGUGAGAACUGGCGUGCGGCUGAGCAUUCGGCUAUAUAUAUUGAAUUUUGGGUUUUUGAUGAAUGAGAAUGUGGAAAUCAAAUUAUGUUUAAUACGGAAUGCCAAAACAUUGGGCUGGGAUUCUGCAACGGUCACUGUUAUGUGCUUGUUCCGAAACAUUAACUUGGCACACUUAGAUGAGAUCCAGACCAUUCAUCAGGUUGGUCCUACUGUUAAGUGUCCGUGUCUGGAAAAAACACACACUAAUCAACCGAUCUUAACCAUCUGAGAAUGCGAGUUCCGGCCUGUUUUAUGUUGAGCAUCACUCGUUUUCUUUUGUUGUUGUUUUGUAACCUUGGCUGCACCGUGAGGAAUGUCCAAUUGGUGUAUUUUUGAACUAUGGGCCCUCCAUGUUAGAGCCCAUCUGAUGAAUGGUCCAGACAUUGUGUAAGUUCGCCACGUGUAUUGUUCUGCUCAGAGGACAGUUUCCCAUGCCUCUUGUAAGAUAGUUGGAAAGAACAUGAGGAAUGGUGUAAAGAUGAUGAGGUUUGGCUUUGAGCUGCUUAUGUGUUUUCUCAUUGUUGUUAUGACUUCAAAGUUUGAUGCUGGCAUGGUUCUCUAUUAAACCACUUGUUUGGAAGGUGGGCGUCCCACACGACAAGUUAGAAGGAUAGCGCCAUGGGGCUGUCCCUGUUGUUCAUUACAUGAAGCUUAAGUGUCAUAUAUCCCAGGAAACUUGUCCUUCAAUAAAAAACAUUCUUCUUCUGGAUUCUGAAGGGAAACGUGUAGCUGUCAAGUACUAUUCUGAUGACUGGCCAACACUUGGUGCAAAAUUAGCUUUUGAGAAAUCUGUGUUUACUAAAACCCAGAAGACAAAUGCACGGUCAGAAGGUGACAUGCUGGAGAUAACAAUGUUCGAAAGCUACAUUGUCAUCUAUAAGUUCAUCCAGGAUCUGCACUUCUUCGUUACUGGUGGUGAUGACGAAAAUGAGCUCAUCUUAGCAACAGUUCUUCAGGGAUUUUUCGAUGCUGUUGGCCAUCUCCUCAGGAGUAAUGUAGACAAGAGGUCAGCGCUGGAGAAUUUGGAUCUCAUCCUUUUAUGCCUUGAUGAAAUUGUUGAUGGAGGGAUUAUUCUUGAAACUGAUGCGAACGUGAUUGCUGCAAAGGUCGCAACUCAUGGUCUGGAUGGUGGAGCACCCUUUUCUGAGCAGACCAUAACUCAAGCACUUGCCACAGCUCGGGAACAUUUCACAAGAUCUCUUCUCAAAUGAUCUCAUCUUCAGAGAGGUCAUAUGGAGGUCCACAGUGCCAAUCAUGUUGUAGGAUUUUCAUGGAGAAAUGCUGAGGUGAUCUGCUAGAUUGAAGAGAUGAUUGGCAGCAGAGGUGGCGCACCUGCAGAAAUGAAGACACUUGCCUGGUAGAUUGUAAGAUGACUGUAACCUGUCACUCCUCUUGUGAUGGUCUAUUUUAUCAUACAUUGCUGGCCCACUUAAGGUGAGUACCAGCCUGAUUUCUGGGUCAGGCCAUGUUCAAUGGCAGCCCUUGCCUGGUGACUGCCCCUGAUCUCACAGGUGGCAGCUAACCACGAUUCUCCUCUCCAAUCUCUCCUGGCAUGGAUUGCCUAUUGAUUAGAAUAAUGUUUGUUUGGUUGCAAGAUGGUGAAAGAAAUAAUCGCGUCUUCAUAGCAAA
Messenger RNA from Magnolia sinica, 1812 nucleotides. Its product is annotated as coatomer subunit zeta-2-like. Lineage: Eukaryota; Viridiplantae; Streptophyta; Magnoliopsida; Magnoliales; Magnoliaceae. The coding region runs from base 828 to 1394 and encodes 188 amino acids. The transcript has 7 exons. Gene Ontology annotation, biological process: intra-Golgi vesicle-mediated transport; intracellular protein transport; retrograde vesicle-mediated transport, Golgi to endoplasmic reticulum. The record is from RefSeq and is a predicted model, not a curated record. Gene Ontology annotation, cellular component: COPI vesicle coat.